Nilaparvata lugens (brown planthopper) is the source of this 2750-nucleotide messenger RNA. RefSeq names its product zinc finger protein GLIS2. The transcript has 6 exons. Gene Ontology annotation, cellular component: nucleus. Gene Ontology annotation, biological process: smoothened signaling pathway; regulation of transcription by RNA polymerase II. The coding region runs from base 133 to 1143 and encodes 336 amino acids. NCBI's taxonomy places the organism in Eukaryota, Metazoa, Arthropoda, Insecta, Hemiptera, Delphacidae. Gene Ontology annotation, molecular function: RNA polymerase II cis-regulatory region sequence-specific DNA binding; DNA-binding transcription factor activity, RNA polymerase II-specific. The record is from RefSeq and is a predicted model, not a curated record.
UAGUCAGUCUAGAACAGUGAAUUGUACAGUGACUACAUCGUCCUUGAAAAUAUCAUCUCUCAUGCUUCUCUCGUAUAUAAUUGUAGUUCCAAGUGUAUAGUUUGUGCUUGUUAAUUAAUAAUAUUGGUGAAAAUGGUGAUUUACACAAUUUGUCAAAAGAGUGAUAGUGAAGGAAGUAUUUCAAGUAUCGACUUGACAAGUGUUGACAUUUCCGGAAUUGAAAUCAGUAACCAAAAAGCGCCCAUCGUUUGCAGAUGGUUACAAUGCGGACAAUGGUUUCCGCACCUGGAGAUGCUGGUGACCCACGUGACUCACGUCCACGCCGUGUCGGGUCGCAACGGUCUCUUCUUCUGUGGCUGGGAGGGCUGCUCCAGAGGUGACAGGGGGUUCAAUGCCAGGUAUAAAAUGCUGGUCCAUGUGCGAACGCAUACCAAUGAAAAACCUCAUCACUGCUUCCAAUGCGAUAAAAGCUUCAGUCGUGCGGAAAAUUUGAAAAUUCACGCAAGAUCUCAUACCGGUGAAAGACCAUACGUUUGCCCAGUAGCGGGUUGUGGCAAGGCUUACUCGAACUCUAGCGAUCGAUUCAAGCACACUCGAACACACUCGGUCGACAAGCCCUACUUCUGCAAGGUGCCCGGUUGUCCGAAACGAUACACGGAUCCCAGUUCGCUCAGGAAGCACGUCAAAACAUAUCGACACUUUGCGGUCAAUCAGAAGUCGCCGCAGAGUAAUGAAACUGUAGAAAACGUGCCAAAACGCAUCGAACCAGAAGAAAUGGUGCCACCAAGACUGACAACCCCGCACAGAACUUCAGCCUCUACCAUUUCGUCCAUGUCCAUCUCACCGCCACCCUUUUUCGACAGGAAAUCACCCCAACUCGCUCUCAACAUGAGCGACUAUCUGGCAGCCACCCCUGCCUCACCCCCCUUCCCGGCCUGGCCCGGACUGAUGCCCCCCUGGUACGAGGGGGGAACCUGGCACCUCUUGCACCCCCCGGCCAACUAUCACGGCAACACAUACACCCGAUCGCCGCACCAUCUGUUGUUCGAUUUUCAAAACGUGCAGGUCGCAUCGCAGAACCAGACUCCGCUCACAGAGGACGAACAGGAUCGACCUCUCGACCUGACUGUACAGGCCAAAUAAGGUGCAGUUGACCUGACUGUACAGGCCAAAUAACGUGCAGUUGACCUGACUGUACAGGCCAAAUAAGGUGCAGUUGACCUGACUGUACAGACGAAAUGAGGCUUCAAUCGACCCCAUUUGAAAUGACUGUAUAGGUAAAAUAAGGUAUUACAAACGACCGAAAUAUAGAGGUAAAAAAGGCUACAAUUAAAACCACUGAGCUUAUACUAACAGGAGGUAACACCAUAUAUAAGGUAGCUUAAGAAGAUAUCGCAUGGUAUAGUUAGUUUAUGUUCCAAAUUUUAAGCCGAUUUUUUUAACUCAAGCAGAUUACUGUCGACACUGUCUAUUAUCACUGUUUUGUUAGGGUGAGUGGAAGAACGGUACACAGCUUAAAAAAAAAUACUAGGACUAUUGGCUUGAGUGAACAUUGAAAAUUGGAACAUAAACGCCCUAUACCAUUAGAUAUCUUCUUAUGCUAUAUUUUCUCUGUGAUUCUAUAUAUUUUCUCUAUAACAUUGAUUGAGGCAGCAUUGAGUGUAGCUAUCAAGGCCCUGUUUCUAGGACACAUAUCAAAUUUGAUUUAUCAUUAAAUCUUUCAAGUUUAAUGGUUCAUUAGAUUCAAUAAUUGUUGUAGAAACCGUGCCGUAUUGUUUUAAUGGUUUUUCAUAAUGUAUACACUAAAUGCUCAUAUUCAAUUCGUCAAGUGCGAAAAUUCUCUACUUUUCCAAGUACAGAAUUAAAUAACACAAUUCCACUUUUUUAUCAAGGAAUACUACUUGUAUUACAUGAAAAUUAAAAACCACAAUAUGCUACAACCUAGCAAAGGUGGACUACACCUAAAUCUUGUUUGAGAAGUAUUCUUAGCUUAGGAAGAUAUCAACUGAUAAAAUUAGUAGAAACCUGAUGAAAUUUAUAGGGAAAACCCAGGUCUGGAAUAGUAGCCCAAGCAAAAGUGUCAUCUCCUGUUGUUAUGAUAUGGCUCAGUGUUCAAAACCGACUGACUAAUAUAAGAUGAGGUGAUCAAUUUUAACUAUGAACCUAAAUUGUUUUUGUGCCUUCAUCUGUCGUGCCAUUUGUGUUUAAAGAUCUCUUUUAUUGUUUGUUAAUAAUAAGGGCAAGUUUAAACCGUUUCCAAACAGUUAGGCCUAUAAACUGGUGGAUUCAUUCAAGUUUUUGCUUUAUUUUUGAAAAAAAUUAUAAAUAUUUUCAAAUAUUGUAUUUUUAUCUCAACCUGCAACUACACAAAUAAAGAAUAACGCAAUAGCAGUUUGACGUCAUUAUAAAUUUAUACGUUCAAGUUUAAGCCACUAGCUAUUCAAAUUCAUUUUAACUUCACUUUCCAGGCCUACUUAUAUACGGUAGUGAAGUACUUACGCCAGCCUAAAGUGAUAUAUACAACAAAUAAGUUUUAAGUAUAAACCACUAUAAGCUGUUCAAAUUCACUUUGUACUUGAAACAAACAGCCCUUGAUGUGUUGAUGUUUGCUUUGAAUUAUACAUUAUUUUUGUUAGUUUGCUAAAUCAGGAACUGGACCUAGUUAUUGAGCAAAUUGCUGUUGCAAAUCUAAGAGUAGAUAUUUCUAAAGUAUGCUUUUAUCCACAUUCUUGUACUAUAGACAUCACAGG